Molecule: messenger RNA, 1536 nt
Organism: Micropterus dolomieu (smallmouth bass)
Lineage: Eukaryota; Metazoa; Chordata; Actinopteri; Centrarchiformes; Centrarchidae
Product: cysteine-rich secretory protein LCCL domain-containing 1-like
Exons: 14
Coding region: 1-1536 (511 amino acids)
Cellular component (GO): extracellular region
Source: RefSeq, a predicted model, not a curated record
AUGAAGAGGUCUCUUCCUUUCCGGGGAUGGGUUAGAGCCGCAAGCUUGGUCCUGUGUUUGACCCAGACUGUCCUGGCUAUGGUCCUCACCAACUCCACAAGACUGGAGUCCAUCCUGGACAAGUACAGGGAUAAGGCUGAGGAAUGGUGGAGGGCCAGGUCGAGAGGAAAGAGGGCCAUCAGCGAGGGAGACAUGCACCUCAUUCUAGACUUGCACAACAAGCUGCGGGGUCAGGUCCACCCUCCUGCUUCCAACAUGGAGUACAUGGUAUGGGAUUAUGAGUUAGAGAGGAGCGCAGAGCACUGGGCACAUACAUGCCGAUGGGAACAUGGACCGAGCCACAUGUUAACACAAAUAGGCCAAAACCUUGGAGCGCACUGGGGCAGGGAUCGCCCCCCUACCUACCAUGUCCAGGCCUGGUAUGACGAAGUGAGGUACUACAGCUAUCCAUACUCUCAGGAGUGUAACCCACACUGCCCAUUCAGAUGUUCAGGACCAGUCUGUACUCACUACACUCAGUUGGUGUGGGCGACUAGCAAUCGUAUUGGCUGUGCUAUCAAUGUGUGUUACAACAUGAACGUGUGGGGAAUGAUCUGGGCUAAAGCUGUCUAUCUGGUCUGCAACUACUCUCCACCGGGCAACUGGUGGGGUCAUGCACCGUACAAAUAUGGAACUCCCUGUUCUGCCUGUCCAGCUAGCUAUGCCGGAGGCUGCAGGGACAAUCUCUGCUACAAAGAUGGGGGUGUUGACAGGCGACCAGCUCCUGAGAUUGAGGAAACCAACUACAUUGAACCUGAAACGGAACCAGUAAGGGACAGGCAGCCCCAACCAAGGGCCCAGACACCAAACCCCUCGCCCAAUGAAAACCUAGAGAGAAACCGAGUUGUCAGCACAGAGCAGAUGUGCCAACAGGUCAAUUGUGAGACUAAGCUGAGAGAUCAGUGCAAGGGAACAACCUGUAACAGAUAUGAGUGUCCACCUGGCUGCCUUGACAGCCCUGGAAAAGUAGUUGGGACUGGAUAUUAUGACAUGCAAUCCAGUGUGUGUGGAGCUGCAUUACACUUUGGUGUUAUUGACAAUGAUGGAGGAUGGCUGGAUGUAACCAGACUGGGCAGGAAACAACAUUUCACCAAGUCUUACAAGAAUGGUAUUCAAUCAAUUGGGAAAAACAGGAGCGCAAAUUCCUUCAAAGUAGAGUCUGUGCCUGUCAAGGCAGUAACAUGCGAUACCAGCGUGGCGCUUUUCUGCCCUUUCAAGAAACCUGUACGACACUGUCCCAGGUUGUAUUGUCCCAGGAACUGUCUACGUGACAGUCAAGCCCGAGUCAUUGGGACAAACUACUUCUCAGAUAAAUCCAGUAUCUGCCGAGCAGCUAUUCAUGCUGGAGUGAUCCAGAAUGAGUCAGGAGGGUACCUUGAUGUGAUGCCUGUGGACAAAAGGAAGCAGUACAGUGGCAGUUAUCAGAAUGGCAUCACCUCAGAGAGCCUUCUGAACCCAACAGGUGGAAAAGCCUUCAGAGUGUUUGCAGUCAUCUGA